UCCCCUCUCCUCCUUUUCCCGAGGCACAAAUGAUUACAUCGAUAAGACACGUUGCAUAAAUAAAUAUGUUACUGUUUUUAGAUCUAAAGACGAUAACGAAAUGUUGCUAUUUAGACGAGUCGGUGCUAUACCGAUGGCGGCGCAUUUGGUUCUAAUUCUGGCUAUUUCCACCGCAGUGACAAUUUAUACCAAAUGACAUCACAGCUGGAAUGCAUGACGUGGAACCAGAUGAACUUGGGAUCCACGCUGAAGGGCCAUACGACAGGAUAUGAAAAUGAGAACCACAGUGCUCCCAUGUUAUACAGCUGUGGGGCCCAGUACAGAAUACACACCCAUGGAGUUUUUAGAGGCAUACAAGAUGUGCGCCGAGUGCCAGGCGUGGCUCCGACCAUCGUGCGGUCAGCAAGCGAGACAAAUGAGAAACGUCCCUUCAUGUGCGCCUACCCCGGCUGCAACAAGCGAUACUUCAAGCUGUCCCAUUUACAGAUGCACAGCAGAAAGCACACUGGUGAAAAACCAUAUCAGUGUGAUUUUAAGGACUGUGAACGAAGAUUUUCUCGUUCAGACCAACUCAAACGGCACCAAAGACGACACACAGGUGUGAAACCCUUCCAAUGUAAAACCUGUCAGAGAAAAUUCUCCAGAUCUGAUCAUCUGAAGACUCAUACCAGGACUCAUACAGGUAAAACAAGUGAAAAGCCUUUCAGUUGCCGAUGGCCCAGCUGUCAAAAAAAAUUUGCCAGGUCUGAUGAAUUAGUCCGUCAUCACAACAUGCACCAGAGGAACAUGACUAAACUGCAGUUGGCCCUUUAGGCAUUUCAAACAAGUGAAUAAACCAGAUGGGACAUUAUGAGCUACUGCAAACUUUAUCAGCCAUCUUCGAUCACCUCUGUCAGAGAGCUGCAGCUGUCUUCGCAUCCCAUUUGACACAAGUUAACUAAACAGUAGGAUUCUGCUCAGCUUCCAUUUCGACAUUCAGAAUUCCCUGCUCAAUAACUUCAAAAGAGUUUUAUUUGCAAUUUCAUUAAAAAAUGAGCAAGAUUACCGCAGUUUCAAGAUUACUCUAAACUAUGCUUGCACUCUGUAGGUGUUUCCAGUUUUCUGUUUUCAUUUUUGCUUGAGCUGUUCUAGGUGCAUUUUAUUGUACUCUUUUUAGUCCCGCUGUGGGUAGGGUGAGUCGUGCCAGUUGAAGGUAAGCUUCACGCUUACUGCUUUUGUGCACGUGCUGAAGUUUCCAAGUACUACAACCUCUAUCCUCUCAAGAUGAGACAGAACAAUCAGCUGAGAUACUUUUUGUAAACUUUGUAGUUGUACUGCCAAAGGGCAAGCUUUUAAACUUGGAAGCAAUGCUUCUGAAUACACAAAUCAACCCUUUUUUAAAAGAACUUAUUUCUAGAGCAGCUAGUGCUAGAUGAACGAGAACUUCUGUAUAGAAAAUAAGAAUCUUACCAGUAAGUUAACUUGUUUUUUAAAUAAUCACAUAAUCGAUCCCCCCAAACUGUUUUAUUCAUCAAAUAGCUCUAUUUCUCUCUCUCUCUCUCUUUCUGUUUUAAUGUAUUUGUUUAAAUUUAUUCCAUCAUGAGAUGCACAGAUCUCCUUUACACAAAAGUGAUUCCAAUCAUUGUAGACAUUUGGGAUUUGUUUACAAUGUAAAGCCACACUGGUUAUGUGGCUAGCAAGCUGUAUAAACUUAAAACUGAACUUUUAAUGGGGCUGGUCCAGGAUCUCCAUUAACAGAUUACUCUUAAGAUAAGUAACUUAAAAAGACUCUUUGUCAAGUAUAUGUGAAAAAGACAUUAUUAGUGUAAGGAAAUAUAUUGUUUCAGGGUUUUGGGAGGAGGGGUUUAUUAUUUACUUUUAAUUGCUUGAAAUUGUGUGUAUAUAUAUAUAUCUGAUAAUGUAUUGCUCUUAGACAUCUAAAAUUAGAAACUGUAUAAAUAUUAGAUGCAUCACUGUUCUGAUGUUGUUGCUGUUACAAACUAUUGAUAACACUAAGAAUGUAACCUGCAUUUUUCACUGAGCUUUCAAUUAAAGCCCAUUCAAAGAGAAACAAA
This is a messenger RNA of Meleagris gallopavo (turkey), 2054 nucleotides long. NCBI's taxonomy places the organism in Eukaryota, Metazoa, Chordata, Aves, Galliformes, Phasianidae. The record is from RefSeq and is a predicted model, not a curated record.